Messenger RNA from Parascedosporium putredinis, 1011 nucleotides. The record is from the annotation of a GenBank genome assembly. Lineage: Eukaryota; Fungi; Ascomycota; Sordariomycetes; Microascales; Microascaceae.
AUGUCCGGUCUCCCAAGUGACGAAUUGAACUUUGAUCUUCUUGGUUCUCUGGGCGUUUUGUCGAGAAAUCGCAUCACGCCGGCUUUGCAGCCUGAGCAAGGCUCCAUGGAAAGCCUUCUGCAUGCGGGGAUGUCCCAAGAUAACAUGACUCUAGGUUUAGACAUGGCCAACAUUGAUCCUAGCCUUGGAGGUACGGGAGUGCGAAGUAACGAACCGGAUGGUUCCACACUCCACGAUGCCGUCAACCGGGCGACUCUGACGCUCCGGGGCAGGCAUGACGAGGUGCCUCGCUCCGUCACACAUCGCUUUCCUAAACUCUAUUCCGACGAUGAUCUUGUCCGCAUCAUCUCGAGCUAUCCGAGAAUCAUGGUGCAGCCGGGAAACUACCCGCCCUUUGUCCAUCACGAACUAUAUCGCUGCUCUACCGGGGAUGUACCGGAGCCGUUGGCCAAAGCCUUUUGCUGCAUUGGCGCGUUCUACUCAUCUGUUCCUACAAGCAAAAAUUACGUCUACACGUUACUGAAUGAGGAGAGCGGCGCCCUCGUGAAGGAGUUUAUGACCCGACGCCUCAUCCAAGAGUACGUGCGCUCCAACAUUACGGGCGACAGCGAAGAAGUAAACUGGAGGAAGUGGAUCGUCAACGAGACAAUUCGGCGGACUCUAUUCCUGGCGAAUACCAUAAAUACACUAUCUUGCAAGACGCAGCGACAAGAUGCGUAUUACUUUGAGCCCCUCGACGAUAACCUCAUCAGAAACAUGACGCUGCCCGCUCCGGAUUCCUUGUGGAAUGCUUCCAGCCGGGAUGAGUGGCUUUUAGCCAAGGCCCAGCUCAAUACGAAUAAUGGGCCCCGAAGCAGGCCUACCGUGCAGCAAGUUCUGACUCGAAUAUCAAGUGAUGGCCAAGGCGGCGCGGGGUCAUCAGGCGGCGUCUGGGGAAUUUCAUUUGACGAAUUUGACGAGUUUACGAAGCUCAUAAUAUCCACGAUCCGUUCCCCUCUUGCGGAAGAGUAG